CGGGAUGGUGGCGGGAGUUACGGCUACCGCUCCUCCAACUCCUCCUACUCGGCUGGUGGUGGUGCUGGUGGCAGUGCUAGUGCUGGUGGUUCGCGGCAGGAGGGGGAGGCGGGGGACGUGUUGCAGCGCUCGGAUGUGCGGUUCCAGCAGCAGAUGGAGCGGUACCGGCGAGAGCGGGAGGACGGAGGCAGGGACGGGGGUGGUGGUGGUGGCGGCAGCAGGGAUGGAGGCAGGGAGCGGGAUAGGGGGCGGGGAGAUGGUGGCGGCGGUGGAAGCGGCAGUCGAGAUGGCAGGGACAGAGAUGGAGGCAGCAGUAGGGACAGGGAGCGGGACAGCUACCGAGGAGGGGAGCGAGGUCGGGAGUAUGAUCGCGACCGGGACCGGGACGGCGGCGGCAGGAGCAGCAGGGACAGGGACGGAGGCAGGGAUGGCGGCUAUCGUCGUGACGGUGACGGCGGCAGCGGUAGCGGCGGCGGCGGCAGCUCUGUUCGUCAGCGAGGCAGCGAGUGGGAGGGCGGGCUGACGCCGGUACGGCGAGGCGGGGGGGAGGACGAGUGGGCGCUCACGCCGGUGGUGCCCUCGGGGCGGCCGGGGACGGGAGCGGGAGCAGGCUCCUCACGUCCCGGCGCCCCCCGCUCCUCCUACGCCAGUGGGGGUGGAGGUGGCGGAGGUUGGUCCUCCGGCGGUGACACGCCCCUGCCGGCCGCCGCAGUGCCCUCCGGCUCCGCAGCUGUCAUCCCUGGAGGGGGAGGAGGAGGAGGAGGUGGCCCCUCCGCCUCCAGUCGCGGGGGUGGCGGGGGUGCGGGAGCGGGUUUCGGUCGCGUGCAGUUUGACACGGCCCCCAGCCCGGCGCUGACCCCCUCCUGGAAGAGUG
This is a messenger RNA of Astrephomene gubernaculifera, 874 nucleotides long. The record is from the annotation of a GenBank genome assembly. Lineage: Eukaryota; Viridiplantae; Chlorophyta; Chlorophyceae; Chlamydomonadales; Astrephomenaceae.